Messenger RNA from Lemur catta (Ring-tailed lemur), 2647 nucleotides. It is a transcript of the gene COIL, whose product is annotated as coilin. Gene Ontology annotation, molecular function: U2 snRNA binding; U1 snRNA binding. Bases 32 to 1759 code for a protein of 575 amino acids. The record is from RefSeq and is a predicted model, not a curated record. Gene Ontology annotation, cellular component: Cajal body. NCBI's taxonomy places the organism in Eukaryota, Metazoa, Chordata, Mammalia, Primates, Lemuridae. Gene Ontology annotation, biological process: spliceosomal snRNP assembly. The transcript has 7 exons.
AUCUCUCGGCUUCCGUUGAGCACCGAGCAAGAUGGCAGCCUCCGAGACGGUUAGGCUACGGCUUCAAUUUGAUUACCCGCCGCCAGCCACCCCGCACUGCACGGCCUUCUGGCUUCUGGUCGACUUGAACCGAUGUCGAGUUGUCACGGAUCUCAUCAGUCUCAUCCGCCAGCGCUUCGGCUUCAGCUCCGGGGCCAUCCUGGGCCUCUACCUGGAAGGGGGGCUCUUGCCCCCCGCCGAGAGCGCGCGCCUGGUGAGGGACAACGAUUGCCUCAGAGUUAAAUUAGAAGAGAGAGGAGUUGCUGAGAAUUCUAUAGUAGUUAGUAAUGGUGACAGUACUCAUUUAUCAGCUAGAAAAGCAAAGAAGCGGGCAUUUAAGUUAGAGGAGGAUGAAGAAAUUGAACUAGGUUACAAAUAUUCAAAGAAGCAUUGGAAGAGGCAAGAGAACAAUGGCAAUAAUGGGAAGGCCUUGGAUCUGGAGCCAAAAGUUAUCAUAGAUCAGACUGUGAGGAAAAAAAACAAGAGAAAAAACAAAGCAACAUGUGGCGUAGUGGAUGAUGGUGACGAAGAAACCAAAAGAAAAUCACCAAAGAAAAAGGAGAAAUGUGAAUAUCAAAAAAAGACAAAGAAUUCCAAGUCUCCAGAAGCACAGGCAGUAAAAGAGCGGACCAUCCAGAGCUGUAGUCCUCCAAAAGGUUCUGCUAGAAACAGCCUUGCUAAUGUCAGAAAGAAAGGUGGUGUAGGCAUUUGUUCAAAAGAUAGUCCCAGUUCCUCUUCAGAGUCUGAGUCUUCUCAUGAAUCCACCAGUGAUGGUCUCAGCAAUGCCACUUUGGAGGUCAGAAAUUCCUCAGGGAAAGUAUCAGCUGAGUUAUCAAAGGAAGGACCCUCUAUAAAAAACCUAGCUGCGAACAAACCGGCUACAAAAGCUGGCUUUAACCGUACCCCCAGCAAGGACAAGACUUCAUCAUCUUCUAGUUCAGACUCUAGUUCAGAGUCAGAUGACGAAUGCAUGAUAUCAAAGACCACUCCAGAGCGUGCUGCGAGUUUCUUAAAGACCGUAGGCCUCUUUGCAGGAAGAGGUUGUCCGGGUCCAGGGUCAUCAUCACAGUCUCCAAGUGCUGCUGGGUGGAAGCAUUCUGACUCAAACGGUGGCAGACAGGCUCCUGGUCCUCCUCUCAACGUGUCUCUCCCCACUCAUUUAGGAAGAGGAUGGGGUAGAGGAGAGGACCUUCUCUCUUGGAAGGGAGCUAGGGGUCGGGGCAUGCGCGGGAGAGGGCGAGGACGAGGGCAGGCUGUUUCUAGUCUUUUAAAUAGAAACACUGAAUACCAGAAGCAGCAGCAGUUAAAUGAAACACUGACAAACUCGUCUACUAUUAUCCAGAAUCCAGUAGAGACACACAAGAAGGACUAUACUCUGUUACCGCUGCUGGCAGCUGCCCCUCAAGUUGGAGAAAAGAUUGCAUUUAAGCUUUUGGAACUAACAUCUGAUUACUCUCCUGAUGUCUCUGACUAUAAGGAAGGAAAAAUAUUAAGCCACAAUCCAGAGACCCAGCAAGUAGACAUAGAAAUUCUUUCAUCCUUACCUGCUGCGAAAGAACCUGGGAAGUUUGAUUUGGUUUAUCACAAUGAAAAUGGAACCGAGGUAGUGGAGUAUGCUGUGACGCGGGAGAGGAGGAUCACUGUUUUCUGGAGAGAGUUGAUUGAUCCAAGACUGAUUAUUGAAUCUCCGAGUAAAACAUCAAAUACAGAACUUGUCUGAGUAUGACCUCUCCACCUCUUGGUUUAUAAAUGUCUUAUUUGUGAAAGUGACUAUAACCUGAACUUUUUUUUUUUUUUUUAAAAGAGGAUUUGAAAGUUGUAUGAAUUUUUUUGUUAUCUUCACUUUACUGCAUAGGGAAAAAUCUACCUCAUCAUUUAAAAUCACAUGGUUGUUGGUUUUAUAGACUUUUUUUUUUCCAGGUUUAAUUUCAGUUAAAAAAAUUUAAAACAUGACAUUCCCUGCAGGUAUUGUUAUAUACCAAUAUGUGUGGCUUCUUCUCUUUUUUAAAUUUUUUUUGACCAUCAAGUAGCAAUCGUCAAUAGGAGUUUAUAAUACCAAGUACAAGAACGUGCUGCAUAUCUUGUCUCAAUAAGUUUUAUUAAGUAGCAUUUUAAAACAUUAAAGCAUGUUACUUGACCCAAUUUUUUAAUAUUAGAGUUGUUCCAUAAAAUGGAACAUCUUACAAAUUUCAAGUUUUUAUACUUGCAGUUGUUAAAGAGUUAAACAGGUAGUUGGAUUUGUUACAGGCAAUGAGUUAAGGAAUCCUUUCACAUUUUUCCCAACUUUAAAAUUAAGGAUUCUCAGGGCCCUGUGUAGAGCAGUGAAAAUAAGACAUCGUGUGUUUGCCUGGAGAACUGGUGUUCCACUUGGGUGAGAGGAUUUGCUGUGAGCUUCAGACCAGGGAAUGUAUCAUCUUGCUAUGUGAUGCCAUGCACCUGGCUGAGUAUGCUGGAGUGAGGAUCUUGAACAGAAACUUCCUUUUCUGUUAUUAUUCGACACAAAGCUAAAAUGGCUAAAUAUAUACUGUGAAAAUUGCUUUCUUUUAACAAAAGAUCAUAUCCUUCCUUCAGCUUUGCAAAUUUUUAAAUAAAAUCUUAUUAAACUAAA